Molecule: messenger RNA, 1927 nt
Organism: Oreochromis aureus
Lineage: Eukaryota; Metazoa; Chordata; Actinopteri; Cichliformes; Cichlidae
Gene: map1lc3a
Product: microtubule-associated protein 1 light chain 3 alpha
Exons: 4
Coding region: 141-509 (122 amino acids)
Biological process (GO): autophagosome assembly; cellular response to nitrogen starvation; macroautophagy
Cellular component (GO): cytosol; autophagosome; autophagosome membrane
Molecular function (GO): ubiquitin protein ligase binding
Source: RefSeq, a predicted model, not a curated record
CGGUUUACUGUCUUUGUUUGUCCGGAGCUGUUUUGGCUUCAGACGAACCAGAGACUCGAACCGAAGAGACGGACCUGCGCUGCUUGCUGUAACGAUUGCGUUAUUCAUUAGUGUAUAACAGAUUAAUAACCGGGACCGAGAUGCCGUCCGACAGACCCUUCAAACAAAGGAGGACAUUUGCUGACCGGUGCAAAGAGGUCCAGCAGAUCCGUGAGCAGCACCCCAACAAGAUCCCCGUGAUCAUUGAACGGUAUAAGGGAGAGAAACAGCUGCCCGUUUUGGACAAGACCAAGUUCCUGGUACCGGACCACGUCAACAUGAGCGAGCUGGUCAAAAUCAUCAGGCGCCGGCUGCAGCUGAACCCCACGCAGGCCUUCUUCCUGCUGGUCAACCAGCACAGCAUGGUGUCGGUGUCUACGCCCAUCUCUGAGAUCUACGAGCAGGAGAGAGACGAGGACGGCUUCCUCUACAUGGUCUACGCCUCGCAGGAGACCUUCGGCCGCUGCUAGGGAGGGAGAGCGGGGACGUCCUCGGGUGCUGUGAGAGAAGAAAGGCGGAUGACCAGAAACUCCGCCUCCACCCUCUCGAGCAGCAGCGCCUCUUCUCCCCCACCCCCCUCUCUUUCUCUCUGUCGUAGUCGAGCACCUUCUUCACUUUGGUCAGUCAGUAGCUCCGAAAUCCAGAGAAUAUCCUGUGUCUCCGUCAAAAAAAUCAGAUCGGAUUUUCCUCCCUUCUUCUGUUGGCCCCGCACAGGCUGAGUUCUCUUAUUUUGAAAGGGUGACACAAACCGACUAGUGAUUAUGAAGUUUUUAAACGAUGUCUCGAUGAUGCGUGAUUGAUUAACCGAUUGGUUUUUCCUCCGUGACACUACACACGUAUCAAACUUGAAACCAGGCAGGCGGAGGUCAGGGUGUAGCCUGAAGGAGUCAAAGCUUAUCAGUGCAUCAGCAGAUGUGAAAGCUAAAAGAUUAGAGUCUGAGAAAUUUCAUUUUUUCCUGUUUAAACUCAUUUUGAAUCGUUUUUUUUGUUGUUUGAAACCUAGUUUAGUUUGUGUUUGUAGCUCCGACUUUGUUUCCUGUCAGCCGAAGCUCAGCGCGCGCCGCCCUGCCGCUGGCCAACCAUCGGCUGACAAUCGGGCUCAAAAUUACUGUGAUCCUCAUCGAGCUGUUAGCAUUUACAGUAAUUUUCCAUGUGCAAUAUUUCUCCUGACACUAACGCUGAAAAACACUCGCCGUUCAUAUCGUCUGUCUUCAUUCACGACCCCGUAAGCACAACGGCGCGAGGUCACGAAGACACUCAGUAGGGUUUGUUUGACGGGAGGGACGACAUGACGGGAGGCUUUUAUGCUUUUAUUUUGACAAGCUGAGGCGCUGCACUGCGGCGGCCGGCGGCGCCUCCUCCCUGUAAGAACACCACGGUAGCAUUCACAUAAUAAAUGUAUUUAAUGUAGGAUCUGAAUGAGCUUCUUUUGCACAUCGAUUAAUACAAAUAUAUAAAAAAAGACUUGGUGUAGGUUUUUUUAGUAAUUGCUGUAUAACAACUCUCUUUUUGUAUCUGCUCCUCGUUUCCGUCUUUAACAGGAAUUCACAGACAAAAAAAGGUCUGCACUACAAACCUGCAUGUUUAUUUUCCUUUUUUUAUAAAUGUUUGUUGAUUUUAAGCUCUGGAUGUGAUUGUAUUGUUUCAGUUUAGUCCUUUUUGAUGUCUCCCAAACCAAAAACUGAAAGUAAGUGAAAAUAUGUUUGAAACUGAAAAAAAAAAGACCCGUGUUCAUAUAAACGAUCGUAUAUUCGAGCUGUAUUACAGAGUGUGUGUUUCUUUAGGCUUUCUGACGUUGUCACUGUACUGAGGGUGUACAUAGAUGCGUUGCUACAACCUAAUUCAAAUUGUUUGCCAAUAAAUAAAUAAAAAGUUGCCUUUAAAAUGA